AUGCCUCUCGCCAAUGAUCUCCUUCACCCCUCUCCAGAAGAGGAGAGGAGGAAACUCAAGAAGAAGCACCUAAUGCAGAGCCCCAAUUCCAACGUAAUGGAUGUGAAAUUCUCAGGACGCGAUAAAAUCACCAGGGUGUUUAGCCAUGCACAAACAGUAGUUUUGUGUGUUGGCUGCUCCAUGGUCCUCUGUCAGCCUGCAGGAGGAAAAGCAAGGCUUGCAGAAGGAUGUUCGUUCAGGAAGAAGCAGCACAAAAGGCAGCCUGAUCAAGAUGAGUGGGAAAUGAUCCCAAUAAACACGUUUUGGGCAGCUCACACUCAGAUUGGCAUGCAGCAAUUCACCUACAUCAGUGCGGGUCCCCCCAAUGAGCUGAACUCUCACCAUUUCUAA
This is a messenger RNA of Jaculus jaculus (lesser Egyptian jerboa), 390 nucleotides long. RefSeq names its product 40S ribosomal protein S27-like. The record is from RefSeq and is a predicted model, not a curated record. Gene Ontology annotation, molecular function: RNA binding; structural constituent of ribosome. The transcript has 2 exons. The coding region runs from base 1 to 390 and encodes 129 amino acids. Gene Ontology annotation, cellular component: cytosolic small ribosomal subunit; ribosome. Gene Ontology annotation, biological process: ribosomal small subunit assembly; translation. Lineage: Eukaryota; Metazoa; Chordata; Mammalia; Rodentia; Dipodidae.